CCUCGAGAAAAAUGCACAAAUGUUGUUUUUAUCCUUCUAUAAAUAUCAAAAUGCAACUGAUGAAAUGAAAAAGGAGAGAGCGGCACAUCGUUAAAAAGUAGGGGGCAAGUGCACUGAGCAAGAUCAGCCUGCUGAGCCGUCUAUAUUGCUUGAUACAAACGGUUUCCAGGUCUUUUUUUUUCCUUCCUGUUACUGCUAUUCCAAAUGCUUGAGUUUCAUCCAUGCGCUCCAAACGAUAAAAGUUUCAAACUAGCUCAACGCGGCAACGAUUUGUUUGAACGUCAUCUCUACUUGGAUGCCACUCACGAAUACACGAAAGCCAUUGACCAUUCAGGGCAUAACAGCAACAAACCAUUUCUAGCACUGCUGUAUUCCAAUAGAAGCGCAAGUUACUGGCGAUCGCAUCAGUACGAGAAAGCGCGUGAUGAUGCUGAACGCGCAAUGGAAUUGGCGCCGACCUGGGGCAAGGGAUACUUCCGGUAUGCGGAAGCUCUGUUGAGACUGCACGAGUACGAUAAGGCUCUGGAAUACUAUCAACUUGCCUUGGAAAAGUCAGAUAACCACGCUGAAAUCAGCGCGCAUAUCGCCAAAGCGGUUAUAGAAAAAGAUAAUCAUUCAAUGGGAUUGUCAAUACUGCAGCUGAUUCCUGGUCGCGACAUUGCUAUUGAGCGCCAUUUUCGCAAUCCUAUUCAGAACCGGAUCUACGAAUUUGCCCACUUUAUGCGAAACAUCAUCUAUGUCGUAGCGGACGAAGAUACCAAACAAUGCGUGGUGGUGGAUGCAUGCUGGGAUAUGGAUGGUAUAUUUCAAAUGAUUGAAAAGCGAGGAUACACCAUUGUUGCAGCUGUAGUGACACAUUACCAUUUCGACCAUGUGGGCGGAACGCCUCCGCCUCCAUAUGACAAUAUACCUAUCAGGAUUGCAGGCCUGGCCACCUUGUUAAAAAAAUUACCCCAUAUCAAAGCCUAUGUUCACCUGGGCGACAUUCCCUUUAUUCGGCAAGCCAACCCCUCCAUUUCCGCGAACCGACUCGUUGCCACUUGCACCAACGUGACCGACACUUUAACCAUAGGCAAGCGAACGCGGAUUCGGUUUUUGCAUACACCUGGACAUACGCCGGGAUCCCAAUCAUUACUGAUCAAUGACGCGCGACUGAUUGCGGGUGAUACAUUAUUGUGUGGACUUUGUGGACGAACCGAUCUCCCUGGAGGAGAUCGAAAAAUCAUGGAACAUACAUUGCGAGAAGUAUUAGGCAAAUUGGAUGACCGCAUUGUGGUGUUUCCCGGACACGAUUAUGGUUCGGAAUGGUCAACGAUUGGUAUUGAACGCGAAAAGGGCUGUUUGGGCGAGGAUUUGGUAGGCUUUGGCAUGGAAACCCCGCUUCAUCGACUGUCCAUCAGUCGGCAUGCCGCUUGUUGAGAACAUACGCCAAAACAUAUGCUGUAUACCAUCUUGUUUAGAUUUCAUCUGUAAAUUUUAUAGACGUAGUCUGGAACCCCUAUCUAAAAUGUAGACCGUGGCGACGCAUUUGCUAUAAACCCAUCCGUUGACAAGUUGUCAUCAUCGUGCUUUUGCCGUGCCAAAACAAGUAAUUAGCAUUCACUAAUUCAAAUUU
This is a messenger RNA of Radiomyces spectabilis, 1615 nucleotides long. Its product is annotated as beta-lactamase-like protein. The transcript is spliced from 4 exons. The record is from RefSeq and is a predicted model, not a curated record. Bases 205 to 1419 code for a protein of 404 amino acids. Gene Ontology annotation, molecular function: protein binding. NCBI's taxonomy places the organism in Eukaryota, Fungi, Mucoromycota, Mucoromycetes, Mucorales, Radiomycetaceae.